Malania oleifera is the source of this 531-nucleotide messenger RNA. Its product is annotated as serine/threonine-protein phosphatase 7 long form homolog. The transcript has 2 exons. Gene Ontology annotation, biological process: meristem maintenance; meristem development. Lineage: Eukaryota; Viridiplantae; Streptophyta; Magnoliopsida; Santalales; Ximeniaceae. The record is from RefSeq and is a predicted model, not a curated record. The coding region runs from base 1 to 531 and encodes 176 amino acids.
AUGAACAUUACGAAUGAUGUUCAUCUUGAAGACAAACACAUGCACGAGCAGGAAAUGGAUGAAGGGUUAAAUGAUGUCCCCAAUGAUGUGAACUUACCCCACCAUGACACGUACGACACAACAUUUGACGCCCAAUUCAUGGGCGAGCUUUCGAUGAUCGUUCCAGGGCCAUCCGAUCCUAGUGUACUGACUAUGGGUGAUUGUCACCGGUCCAGUCGAGCGUGGACCGAUUCGCAUGUUGACGUGUUAUAUUGCCGAGGGGGCAGUCAGAGCGUACACAAGAGGAUAGGCGCAAACCCCCGCAUUGUUGAUUGGAUACGGGACGCGGGCUUUUAUGGGAUAUAUCAGAUUGGCCAUAUCCAGUUGGAUUGGCAUCUAGUGGCCGCGUUGGUGGAGCGAUGGAUGCCAGAGACACACACGUUCCACUUGCCGCACAGGGAGGCGACUAUCACCCUACAAGAUGUCGCGGUGUUGUUUGGGCUGCCGAUUGAUGGGUUGCUCGUCAUUGGUCGUACUGCUGGACCAGUAUAG